AGAGAUUUUUAAAAAGUUACAGUUAUACAAAAUUCGAUCUUAAAAUUAUAUGAAAAAUAAUUCCGAAAAAAAUUUUCACCGGGGUAAAAGUAUUAAGAUUGAGCAAUAUACCUAGACACAAUCAGCAAUAUCAUACUUUGAGCUCGGCUUGGGACAUGGCUAAGACUAAAACGAUUAGUAAGGGUUGCCCGAAAUGCGAGCAGCAGGUUCCUGUUGCCUGCAAAGCAUGUCCCUGUGGACAUUCUUUUUUUAAUGCACGACGUAACUCUAUCAAAAGUCCACCUAGUCCUGACAGUGGAGUGAUGAAGACGAGAAGGACGAAUCGCAUUAAACGUGAGAAACCAAAUUAUUAUGAUGCUUUGGAAUAUGACAAACAGAUGAAAAAAAGUGCCAAGAUUAGACGGACCACAGAUAAUGCAAAUGAUAUUGAUUGUCGACAAUUGAAUAAGAAGAAAAAACGGAAAGGAAAGGCAAAAGGCAAAACUGGUAGUAACAAUGGUAUGGGUGAUGAUGACGACGAAAUGGAUGGGAUCAAUGGACUAUCUCCAGAGAAGCAGCUCACCUGUUCCCUCAUAUUGCAAGAACUAAACAACAAAAUGAGAGUGGUGGCUUGGAAGCCUACGUGAAAUCUGCAGUAAAUAUAGAUAUACGUAUCUCUUUUUUGAUGAUCUCAGUGACCAUUAGUCGGAUGUGACUGAAUGUGAUUGAAUGUGAAGUGUAAAUGAAACAGUUGUACAGUAUGAUGCAUCGAUCCUUUAUGGUAUCGAAAAUUGAAGUUACCGUGUUGAAAUUUACAUCGACUCUUUAGUCUCUACACAAUUAACUGCCAUGAAAGUCUCCGUAUUGUAUAUGUAACUUUACAUAGCACUCUUAUAUAUGGAUUAUUUUUUCAUUGUGAUUGAGAGUUGUGAUGUUAUUUCGAAGCUUCUGCAUAUGGAACAUGUAAAUUUCCAAUUUUAGAUUACGGCGUACUAUUCGUAGCGCUAAAAAUAUAAUUAUCUAAUUAUCUCAAAAUUAUUCUUAGGAUUCUGACAGGAGGAGAGGUCAUAAUAUCGGAUAAUAUUUUCAGACUUAUAAUCGGACUGCCAUAUAUAGCACUUUAAAUGCAAAUGCAGACUUUACACUUUAACAAAUAAACUCUCCCGAGAUUAUUCACAGCAAUUAUAUAUAUAUAUAUAUAUAUAUAUAUAUAUUUAUGUAUCUUUGAAGAUUAAAACAAGAAAUACGUAAAAGUCACAACUCAAAGUGUAAAUACUUAGAUUUAAAAAUUUAUAUAUAUUGUAAAAAACUACAUUAUAGAUUAUUUAUAAUCGUUUUUUAAAUGUCAUGCAUACUCAUUCAAAAUAUCAAUUUACUUUUCUAUGUAAUAGUGUCACCCUUUCAUUUAUAGGUAUAUAUAAACGAUGUUCCCAUAUUAAGAACAUUGAAUUAAUAAGAGCUUUUGUAUAUAACAAUAUAUAAAAUGUAAAUAAUAAAGAUAGGACACUUCUUGAA
Monomorium pharaonis (pharaoh ant) is the source of this 1494-nucleotide messenger RNA. RefSeq names its product UPF0547 protein C16orf87. NCBI's taxonomy places the organism in Eukaryota, Metazoa, Arthropoda, Insecta, Hymenoptera, Formicidae. Bases 156 to 626 code for a protein of 156 amino acids. The record is from RefSeq and is a predicted model, not a curated record. The transcript is spliced from 4 exons.